ACACAAACAACAAGAAGAGCAACGAUCCAGCAGACACACUGAUACGCAGCAGCGACCGUCGGAGGAGAGGGAAAAAACAAGACAUUACAUUAAUAUCACGUCAUUGUCAAUAUAGGAUUAUGUCGAAUACAAACAUUUACAGUGUUUAGAGACCAAUGCAUGCGAUAAUCUGACCGUAGACAGACCGUGCAGACCACGUUAGUAACAACAAACAGUAAAGUGGCGCAAAAGGAAGAGGUCAGAUCUUAAGGAGUCACCUGGAGGCUCUCCCUCAGUUCACUGGGAGCAGGCAGAGCAGGCGCUGAAGAGGAGAGCUCACGUCUGCUCGUGGCUCCAGCAGACGGUCCUUCACCUAUUGGCUGUUCCUUACCCUUGUGGUCGAUUGAGUUCAUCUCUUUACCUUUAAUGUGAGGCAUAACUGCUGUACAAAAACCUUCAUAUUCAAAAGAAGAGUGUUUAUUUUUUUCUGUAGUAAGUUUUUUUAUGUUUUGGCUGUGAGUAGCAGGAGCUUCCAUUCUUAACGGUAGUCAAACCCCUUUGCAUUCUAAAGUCUUGGUCUGAUUACCUGGUAGUCCUCAAACACCUGAAACUGGCAGCUAUUUUUCUGAAUCGUGAGUGUUUGGGGCGCUCUGUGACCACAGCAUAAGCACCACUCAGCCUUUUAGUCACCUUAGCCUAAUUUAAGCCUACCAGCUCAAGCCUGCUCCAGCUCAGUCCAGCCUGCUCCGAAUACCUGGACAGGAUACUCAAUACUGUGUGGACGUGAGGAAUAUGACAGCUGAGACUCUUAACUUCGGCCCAGAAUGGCUCCGUGCACUGUCCAGUGGGGGGAGUGUGACCUCUCCCCCUCCCUCCCCUGCCAUGCCAAAGUACAAGCUGGCCGAGUAUCGCUACGGCCGAGAGGAGAUGUUAGCACUUUAUAUCAAAGACAACAAGGUCCCAGAGGACAUGCAGGAUAAGGAGUUUGCUGCUAUUCUGCAAGAUGAGCCCAUGCAGCCCCUAGCACUGGUGCCUCUCACUGAGGAGGAGCAGAGGAACUUCUCCAUGUCUGUGAACAGCGUGGCCGUGCUCAGGCUCAUGGGGAAGGGUGUGGGAGGGGCCGCACCAGCCGGAGCGGUCCGAGGCCGAGGGGCCGCACGAGGCAGUCGAGGCCGUGGUCGAGGUGAAAGUGGGUUUUACCAAAGAAGUAUUGAAGAAUCUGAGGUGGGUUUUGGCCGCAAUGUUCGAGAGAUACAUCGCAGUCAGAGCUGGGAUGACAGGGGUGAGCGCCGCUUUGAGAAGCCGCUAAGGAGAGAGGUGGGCCGGCCGGGCUUUGAGGAGUCGGGGCCCCCCCCUGCUCCAGGGAGGAAGGAGUAUGCAAGGGCUGACAGCGAUAACUGGCGCACUCUCCGAGAGGAGCAGGAGGAGGAGGAGGUGGAGCCGGGCAAUAACUGGAGACUGGCCGGAUCACGCAGGGAUGAUGGUGGUCCUCGCUCAGCAGGCUGGCGGGAUCACACUGGCCCUGGGGAGGGUCGCAGGAGGAAGUUUGACUUUGACUUCCGUGAUUCUGAGGGCCAUGGAGGAGGAGGACGGCGGCGCGCGGGCAGCGAUGGGCCAGACGACGAGAGGGAUGGCCUGCCCGAGUGGUGCACUGAUGAAGAGGACAGUGAGAUGGGCACCUUUGACUCCUCUGGAGCCUUCAUGCCUCUGAAGAAAUCUGGAAAAGAUGCCAUCCUGGAGGAAGACCUGGAAUUUAAAGGAAUAGAAGAUGAGGAGGAGCAUGAGGAGAGUCUUGAGGACCCAGAGAAAAAUUGUGCUGAAGGAGACAAAGAGCUGGAGCGUAACAAAGCUGGUGCUGGGACAUUGAAUGGUGAGGAGAAAGAAUCUUCUCCCUCUGCUUCUCCUACUCGAUGCAGCCCUCCAUCACAGGAACCUCAGCCCAGUGCGGCGGUCCCAGUGGUGGACAACGGGCUAUCUCUGAAGUCCAACAGCGCAACCAGCCAAGAUGUAUCUAUAAUGGCUGACUCAAAAGCUCAUCUCUCUUCAAGCACGGUUGCCCCAUGUGUCCUGCCUCCCCCUCCUCCUUCCUCUGCAGCCCCUCUGCCCCUCACAGGCGGAGGAGACCCAGAGGACGACGAAGGCAUGAAGCAUCUUCAGCAGGAGGCAGAGAAGAUGGUGGCUUCACUGCAGGAUACGUCUCUAGAGGAAGAGUGCUUCACUCAGGCUCUGCAACAGGAGAGUCGCAACACGGCUGCAGCUCUACCCCUGUCUCACGAGGCUGCCAUGAAAUGGUUCUACAAAGAUCCACAGGGAGAGAUCCAAGGUCCCUUCAGCACUAUGGAGAUGUGUGAGUGGUUCCAGGCAGGCUACUUCACCAUGACCCUGCUGGUCAAACGGGGCUGUGAUGAAGGCUUCCAGCCACUGGGGGAUGUCAUCAAGAUGUGGGGGCGUGUACCAUUUGCCCCCGGGCCCUCUCCUCCACCCCUGCUGAGACCACCACCACAGCGCCCUCAACCCAGCCGGAGCUCCACGGGGACUGGUAAUCUGGACCAGGACCGGCUAAAGAAGCAGCAAGAGAUGGCUGCUGCAGCUCUUUAUCAGCAGCUCCAGCAGCAGCAGCAGCAGCAGCAGCUAUUCCAGCUCAUAAACAGGUGCAGUGAGCAGGGUAUGAUGCCUUCGAUGAACAGGUCGAUGUCAGUGCCAGACACAGGGUCCAUGUGGGACAUGCAUACCUCAGCUUCACAGCCAUCAGGUGGUGAAGCCAGUCUUUGGGACAUAACAAUGAAUCCUUCUACUCAGGGUCCAACUCUUGAACAGCUUCAAAAGCUCCAGGAAAGGAGAGAUGCUGAACUCAGGGCUAAGCGCGAGGAGGAAGAGCAGCGUAAGCGCAGGGAGGAGAAGAGGAGACAGCAGCAGGAGGAGCAGAAGAGGAGAGACGAAGAGGAGCUCUUCAGACGCAAGCAGUGUCGGCAGCAGCAGGAAUUAAUCUUGAAACUGCUGCAGCAGACCCCUCAGGCCCCAGGGCCUGGGGCCAGUGGCUCGAGCUGGGGAGGAGCGCCCUCUUCUGGCCUGUCCAAAUCGGGAAAGCCCCCUGCUCUGGCGCUGUUGGAGAUGCAGCAGAGAGCCCAGCAAAGAGACCGUCAUUCAGGCAUGUCUAUGAGCAACUCGUCCAUGGGAAACCAGUGGAUUGAGGGCAUUGGGAUGUGGGGUGGCGCGGGGGCCAUGGAGGGUAAAUCUGCCAGUGGAAGCUCUGGUGGGAGCAUGGGCAUGUGGGACGAAGCUGUUAAGAACCAGAGCCUCCGCUCCAACUCUAACAACAGCAUGGGCCUGAAGAACAGCCGCAGCAGCCCCUCGCUCAGUGAACAGUACAUGAUGCGUCGGAAGCGCACAGAUGAUGAGGAGAAGCUGCUGAAGCUGCUGCAGGGCAUGAAGCCUCAGGAUGGCUUCACCACAUGGUGUGAACAGAUGCUGCACGCUCUCAACACCUCUGCCAAUAACUCCUCCUCUCUGGACGUGGCCACUAUAGUGGCUUACCUAAAGGAGGUGGAGUCACCCUAUGCAGUGCUGGACUUUAUCCGGUCCUAUCUAGGGGACACAGUGGAAGCCAAAGAGUUUGCCAAACAGUUCCUGGAGCGACGUGCCAAACAGAAAGCCAACCAACAGAGGCAGCAGCAGCAGUUAUCAAAGGAAGUGGCCGGGUUGAACAUGAACUUCCCUCUGCAGGAGUCAAUGCGAGGUAUGAACCCUAAUACCCUGCAGUCCAUGUUCCAAGCCAACCACAUGGGCAAGGCAGGGCUCUAUGACAACCAGGGAGGGAAGAUGAAGAAGAAACAGCCCCUGAUGCUGCACUCCGACCCCAGCAUCUUAGGGUACUCAUUCCACAACGCGGGGGACUGUCUGUCUAUGAACGACAUGGAAAUGGUGGAGGAGUACUGAGGCGGAACAGCGCAGCAGCAAUAGCUACCUGAGGCCUUCUUGUCUUUUAAUCAGACAAACCUGAUGACGAAUGUGCACUGCUGGGGGAACCGGGGCGGGAGGGGCCAUGUUCAUGUGAGCAGGGCGCAUGGGUAUCCUCUGGCACUCAACUACAAGCACCUUAUUCUCAACUAAUGCACUUUAACGAGACAGGAUUUGAAAUGUGUGCGUGUGUGUGUGCAUGUGAGCGUGAAUGAGGAGGGAGGAGGGAAGGGGGGCAGAACUGGAAGGGGAGCAGACACAGCGGUGAGUGACUGUCAGAGGGACCUUUACUUUAUCAGAGAGCAAAUCCUUUCUCGAAAAGACAAACACUGUUGAUAUUUCCUGUUCAGCAUUUUUUAUGUUUAUAGAAAAGUCAAGCUAUUGAAAAAGUGGAUUAUAAAAACUUGAAGAUUUGCACUUGCCUACAAAAGAGAUGAGAAAAAUCACAGAAAAACAACAAAACCACAAAAAAGCAAACAAAAACAAAAUUACAGGUUGUUUUUUUUUUUUGUUUUUUUUUGGAGAAGUGAAUAUUUUUGUGAAUGUGAUGCGUGACAGAGAUGUGUGUUGUAAUAUAACAGUCUGCACAAUGUUUUUUUUUCUUUUUGUUGCUUACCAAGAUGUAUGAAACAUAAGAGGCCAUUUAUGUCUAUUUUUGUUCAAAUAGUAAUUUUGUAUUCUCAUGAGAAGUGUGUGUGUCCUGUCCAAACUGCGUUUGGAUGUUUUAGGAGAGCAGCUGAGAGGAAGAGGCCAAUUGCACAACUCUCCUUUCUCUCAUCAGCUUCAUCCCGAGAGCGACUCUGUAAAUGUUAGCUUUGCUUAUGUGACCACCACUAGGUUCUCUCCUUAGCUUCUCCUCGUGGAACUGUCUGUGGACAGGCCAAUCAUGAGGGACGUGACGUGUGCGUGUGUGUACAAAUGACUUAAGACUACAGGUACUUGUAAAUCCAUGUGCUUUUUGUAUGACUGCACAUUUGUGCCUAAGAACUCUGAUAGGGUGCGUGGCCAUUGAGACAUUAACUUUGGAACGAGUGUAUAUGUCUGUGUGUGUGCGUGUGUGUGCGCGUGUGCACAGCACAGUGCGAGGUUGUGGAUUGGUCCAUCUGAAGGUCUGAUGUGACCAUGUUGCCUUUGUCAGUUCUCGAACUUGUGAAUGAUAAGUGUCGAGUUUCUGACCUUGAAAAAAACGCAUCUUAAUGUGCAAAUGCACAGGAUGGUGCAUGAAAUGUUAGCAUAUUGUGUUACGUAUUCGUUGUUGCAAUUUGAUAAUGACGAGUUUUCAUUUUUAAUGAAAAAUAUAUAUGAAUAUAUACAUUAUAUACAAAGUUUAAAAGUAUUUGGACUAAGAUAAUGAGCACUUGGGCUGCUAUUUUUUGUUCUAUUUUUUUUUUCAUUAUCACCAUGUGAAGUGUGUGUAUUGUUUCUUAAGAAAAUAUUGAAUGUAUUCCAAAAAAUAACAAACUUAUGCUGAUACAGACUUUCCCACAGAAGAUUUCAAAAAUGGAAACAAAGUUGUUUUUUUACACGGUGAAGUAAAUGUGUGGAAACGGUUGAACACACUGCCUCUGUCAGACUGAGCUCUGCUUGUUUACACACCGCAUGGACAUGUGGCUGCAGUUUAGUUUCUUCACCUUCGCUUUGACUUUUUGUUCCCACGUAUAAGAUGAGUGGGCUUGCAAGUGCGCUUCUGCCAUUUUUGAUUAGUUUAGUUGUUUUGGCAUCCCGACCUGGAUAGGAUGCUGUAACUGGACAGUCCAGUGUGGAGCGAGAGCAUGGACAGAGCCUGGGCGGACUGGCAGGGUGCUGAUCUUCACCUCAUCAAAAGCACUCGGCCUGCCCUCAUCAACUCACCUAUGCACUUUGGUUCAUUCAAGCUGUGAGGUACCAUUUUAGGGAUGGCGACACAUCUGCAACAAGAGGACUGUGUUUUUUUUUUUGUUUUUUUUU
Periophthalmus magnuspinnatus is the source of this 5883-nucleotide messenger RNA. It is a transcript of the gene gigyf1a, whose product is annotated as GRB10 interacting GYF protein 1a. The record is from RefSeq and is a predicted model, not a curated record. Gene Ontology annotation, molecular function: protein binding. Bases 772 to 3915 code for a protein of 1047 amino acids. Gene Ontology annotation, biological process: insulin-like growth factor receptor signaling pathway. The transcript has 25 exons. NCBI's taxonomy places the organism in Eukaryota, Metazoa, Chordata, Actinopteri, Gobiiformes, Gobiidae.